Messenger RNA from Eremothecium gossypii ATCC 10895, 1311 nucleotides. RefSeq names its product histone deacetylase (gene HOS1). The transcript has a single exon. The coding region runs from base 1 to 1311 and encodes 436 amino acids. NCBI's taxonomy places the organism in Eukaryota, Fungi, Ascomycota, Saccharomycetes, Saccharomycetales, Saccharomycetaceae. The record is from RefSeq and is marked provisional.
AUGAAAUUGAUCAUUAGCAGCUCGUGCUACCAGGCGCAGAUCUGCGAUCUCCUGCCCUGCAAUGAUAAUUGCAAAUCGCAGUUGAUACAUGGCAUGCUCGGUGCUUAUGGGUUGCUACAGCAUUUCGACAAGGUCAUUACGGCGCCCUACGCGACAAAGCACACAUUGAACAAGUUUCACUCGAUGCAGUAUCUGUCGUUUGCACUCGACCCGCGUUUCAACCGGAGCACUGAGGACUGCGAAGAUUGGGCGCAGGUUGGGCAGGUUGCGAGGCGCUACCGCGAAGCGCACGGCAGCAGCCCGCGGGAGCUCUGGCACAACACAAAAGCCGAGCUCUAUAGCAAAUUCGUGUCGCGAACCGGGUACCAAAUCGCCGACGAGGGCAGCGAUAAUGACGAGCGGGCGGCGAUGGCGUCCGCGGCGCUGGCCAAAUACGGGCUGCAUGACGACUGUCCCGUGAUGGACUACCUACCGAUGUAUAUCCACACGGUCGCGGGAGCCACGCUUGCACUGGCUAAAGAGCUGAGUCGUCACCGCGGCAGCGCUCUGGCAGUCAAUUGGGACGGCGGCAGGCACCACGCGCUGAAAGCGCGGGCGUCUGGCUUCUGCUACGUGAACGACAUCGCCCUGCUGAUACAGACUUUACGGCGCCAGGGCUUUCUGAGGGUCUCUUACGUCGACUUUGAUCUGCAUCAUGGUGACGGGGUGGAAAAUGCCUUUCGAUACUCCAAGAAUGUGCAGACGUGCUCGCUCCACCUCUUCGAGCCGGGCUUCUUCCCGGGUACUGGUGCAUGUAAGAAUUGCACGGACAACAGUGUUCUAAAUGUCCCGUUGUUGCACGGCGUGGACGACAGCACACUGGACCAUGUGGUCGACCAUAUAGUCACCCCGGCUGUCCAGCGCCAUGAUCCGGAAGUGCUGAUCAUACAAUGUGGCGGCGAUGGACUUUCCGGGGAUAAGUAUGGAGAAUGGCAACUGUCGAUCCAUGGGCUCACUAGGAACAUUUUGAAACUGGUGCAGGCACACAAAUUCAAGAAAAUAGCCCUACUAGGUGGUGGGGGCUACAACGGUAGAUUGCAGAGCAGAUUCUACGCUUACUUGACAAGUAUGCUGCUCGCGCAAUGCAAGGGCAUUCCGACCGAGAUCGGCGAUGACGAGGAUGAGCUGAUCAGAGAUCACGAGCUCAUUGAAAUGUAUGAGCAGGAAGACUACAAAUUCUGGUAUUACGAAUAUGAAGGGCUGAAUCGAAAGAAUCUAAUUAAUGACAAUACUGAGGAAUACAUGCAGAAGCUGCUUGCCUCGUUUAGCUAA